This is a messenger RNA of Rana temporaria (common frog), 2401 nucleotides long. RefSeq lists its product as uncharacterized. The transcript has 3 exons. The record is from RefSeq and is a predicted model, not a curated record. The coding region runs from base 137 to 1339 and encodes 400 amino acids. NCBI's taxonomy places the organism in Eukaryota, Metazoa, Chordata, Amphibia, Anura, Ranidae.
GAGAGGGCGAGUAGGGUGGGAAGAAGGCGGCUGUGAGGUGGGCGGUGUGCUUCCGGAACAAUGGCAGCCAUCGCUCCUCAGGGCUCUGUACAGGACCGUGAUAUGUGAUUGGGGCUCAGGAGCCAACCAAUCGGAUAUGGAUUCCUAUACAGUCCUCUACCUGAUGUUAGGUUUGGUGCAACUGAAGCUGCUUUUGGAGCAAACAACCCAGCGGAGGAAAAAGAGGCCAAAUCGUAGGUACUGGGUGCAUCCCACUGUCUCCCGUCGACUUACCAAAGGUCACUUUCAUACCCUGUACCAUGAGCUACGCAGGUACCCACAGAAGUUCUAUGAUUAUGCUCACAUGAGAGUGUCAACCUUUGAUGCUUUGCUGGAAAUACUGAGACCGCGCUUAAUGCGAGCAAGAACCAAUAUGAGGCUUCCAGUUUCUGCAGAAGAGCGUCUGCUGGUGACACUGCGGUUUUUGGCAACAGGGGAAUCUUUCUCCGCCUUGCAUUUCCAGUUCCUAUUAGGCAAAGUCACAAUACAUACUAUUGUGCAUGAUACAUGUGAUGCUAUUUGGAUUCUUCUGAAGGAUGCUGUAAUGCCAGAGCCCACUGAGGAAAGAUGGAUAGAAAUCAGCAAGGAUUUUGAAAAGAACAGCAACUUUCCACACUGUAUUGGAGCAUUGGACAGCAAGCUUAUUCGGAUUCAAAUGCCCCCAAAUAGUAGCUCCAAAUUCUGCAAUUAUAAAAAAUAUUUUUCUGUUUUGCUGAUGGCUAUUGCUGAUAGCAAUUACAAUUUUGUUGCCAUUGAUGUUGGGACGUAUGGAAGCUCUACUGACUCUCAGGUUUUCCGAAACUCUGCUAUGGGAAAGAGGAUUAUGGAUGGAAGAUUUCAUAUUCCCAGUCCCAGGCCUUUGGAGGAAAAUGGAGAUGUCUUUCCUUAUGUAAUAGUGGCAGAUGAUGCAUUUUCACUGUCUACCUCCAUCAUGAAGCCUUAUCCCAAGCGGGGUCUGGAUGUUAAAAGAAAAGUUUUUAAUUAUAGGCUAACUCGAGCUCGACGUUUUGUGGAGUGUACCUUUGGUAUACUAACCAAUAAAUGGAGGGUGUUUAGAGGUGCAAUUCAAAUGAACCCCAACAAUAUUGAUACAAUUGUCAAAAGUGCAUGCGUUCUCCAUAAUUUUGUGUGUCAAAAAGAGGGGGGAUAUAACUUUGACGAUUCCCUUACCCAUGAUUUAGAGGAUGUUUCCUGGCCCUCUGUUCGAAGUACCAAUGAAGCAUGCAAUCUUCGGGAGAAAUUUGCCAAUUACUUUAUGUCACCUGCUGGAGAGCUUCCGUCGCAGUAUUCCAAAAUUUAAACUCCCUUCUUUUCAUUUUUAUUUUUACUAAUCUCUUAUAAACCUUAUGCUCUACUGUUGUGAAAUUGAAAUGUAUGAUAUUUGUUUGACUAGCUAAAGUAUCUUUUGGAAUGUUUCUUCUGAGUGUCAGUCUAGUAUUGGGUAAAGUAGGGAUUGGUUAGAAACUUUAUUAGUUUACUUUUUAUGCCUGUGUCCUUAGUGGAGAUAUUUUUGUUCUCUUUUGGCCAGGUGACAAUUUUGUAUAUACUGUAAGUUGUGGACACAUACAGAAAUCAAAAUCUAACUGAUGGCAUCACCAUUUUUUCAGCAUUGUGUAAAAACAGUGUAGAGCUGGAUAGUGGAUUAAACCUUAAGUACAAUCAAUAUAAAAUGUUCUAAAUUUGCACGUGAACAAUUAGUCCAUGAAUCGAUUCAUCCGAUAGAUCCACAGGUAAAAAUCCAAUGUGGAAAAGCUUCAGUGAGUUCAAAGUAAAGUUGUGAAUAUCCAAUGUGCAAAAAAUGAAUCCACUCCAAUCCACUCCACUUAUAGAUGAAUCCUGCGGAAUCGUUCCUCGGUCUUUCCACACCGAUCAGCCCCGAUCCACAGCUAGCACGUCCUUCCAGGGUUAUCACAGGUGUGUGAUUGAAUGUGAGAGGCACACACUCAAAAGUUGGAUGGAAAUUUAGCCGCAAUGGAAAUAAAAAAGAAAGAAAAUUCCAUAGUGCAGGCGUUUUUGAAAAAGAGGGGAGGUUUAUUUAACAAAUAAAGUUUUAAAAUACAAACACAUUUUUUUUCCUUGCAAGGAUCAUUUUACCUCUCACUGACAGAGUGUAUUUUAAAACUUUAUUUGUUAAAUAAACCUCCCCUCUUUUUCAAAAACGCCUGCACUAUGGAUUUUUUUUUAUUUCCAUUGCGGCUAAAUUUCCAUCCAACUUUUGAGUGUGUGCUUCAAAAAUGUGUAACACCACAUUUAUUUGGUUACAUUGUAUUCACAGUCAAUAGUAUUGUAUUUCAUAAAAAGAAAAUACGGAAACUGCGCUAUAAACCAACAUGUAAAUAAAAACUGGAAAGUGUUUUUAAAA